Messenger RNA from Carassius carassius (crucian carp), 1779 nucleotides. Its product is annotated as 5-hydroxytryptamine receptor 1A-beta-like. Gene Ontology annotation, cellular component: plasma membrane. Gene Ontology annotation, biological process: regulation of behavior; adenylate cyclase-activating adrenergic receptor signaling pathway; regulation of vasoconstriction. NCBI's taxonomy places the organism in Eukaryota, Metazoa, Chordata, Actinopteri, Cypriniformes, Cyprinidae. The record is from RefSeq and is a predicted model, not a curated record. Gene Ontology annotation, molecular function: G protein-coupled serotonin receptor activity. The transcript has a single exon. The coding region runs from base 224 to 1465 and encodes 413 amino acids.
UACCUGGAAGACAUUCUGGUGAAACGAGUGUGCAUAUUCUAUGCCAGCCCACCCGGUACACCUGCGUAACUGACGUCUGGAGUCACUGCUGAUAUAAACAGAGCCGCGUCGUCACAAGUAGUCAGUAACAAUGUUGAUGGCUGGCAUCGCUUUCAAGUGUAUGAGCCCCUCUGAAAGGAGUAGUGCUGUUUAAUGGGGUUUUGCUAAUUUUACGUUCUAGGACAUGGAAGAAUACAUCGACACGUCUUUAUUCUUUCAGAACGACAGUGGUUUAGAUCACCAAAUCGACAAUGUGACUUUACUGGUGAAAGUUCCGCUAAAUUAUCAGAUCUCCACGUCUUUGUUGAUCGGGGCGCUUAUUCUGUGUUCCAUAUUUGGAAACGCCUGUGUUGUGUCGGCUAUUGCUUUGGAAAGAUCCCUGCAGAAUGUUGCAAACUACCUGAUCGGAUCACUUGCUGUGACGGACCUCAUGGUGUCGGUGCUUGUGUUGCCAAUGGCAGCUCUUUACCAAGUUUUAGACAAGUGGACACUUGGACAGGUAACUUGUGAUAUUUUUAUUUCCUUAGACAUUUUAUGUUGCACAUCUUCAAUUCUGCACCUGUGCGCUAUAGCUUUGGAUAGAUACUGGGCGAUCACCGACCCAAUAGACUAUAUGAAGAAAAGGACAUUAAAACGUGCCGCUCUUUUAAUCACCGUUACCUGGUUUGUCGGCUUUUCGAUAUCAAUUCCACCCAUGUUGAUCAUGAAAUCUCAACCCAAGAGCAAAGCAGAAGACAUGGCCAAUCCCGAAGCUUGCAUGAUCAGCCACGACCCAUGGUACACUAUUUAUUCCACCUUCUGCGCAUUUUACAUCCCUCUGAUUCUCAUGCUGGUCUUGUACGGACGCAUAUUCAAAGCGGCAAGAUUUCGCAUUCGCAAAACCGUUCGAAAACCUGAGAAAAAGAGGGUGAAGUGUUUGACUGUGUCACCUGCGCUUUUUAAGCGAGCCAACGGAGAGCUGGGCAAAAACUGGAAAAGCGCAGUCGAACCCAAGCCCGCCGCGUGCGUAAACGGCGCGGUUAAGCACGCGAAGGACGGCGAGUCUCUGGAGAUCAUCGAGGUUCACAGCAAGUCCAAAAACAACUUGCCUCUGCCCAACACGCCAAACUCUGUACCUCUGUUCGAGAACAAACACGAGAAGAACACCGAGGCGAAGAGGAAGCUCGCCUUGGCGCGCGAGCGCAAGACAGUGAAGACUCUGGGCAUUAUAAUGGGCACUUUCAUUGUGUGUUGGCUGCCAUUCUUCAUUAAAGCGCUCGUGCUGCCUUUUUGUCCGUCUUGUGAUAUGCCUUUGUGGCUCAUCGACGUCAUUAAUUGGCUCGGGUAUUCAAACUCGCUUUUGAAUCCCAUCAUUUACGCGUACUUCAAUAAAGACUUUCAGAGCGCGUUCAAGAAAAUCAUUAAAUGCCAUUUUUGCAGACCAUAAACAUACUGUCUUUUCAGUUUUAAAUGUCAGAAACACGAGUUUAAACAGUACUGAUUGCUCAGAAAAACAAUAUGAUGUAUUUUAACAGCACAGGAAACAUAGGACCACUAAACAUAUGAUUGCUUUUAUUUAUCAGAUGUAUGCGAUAUCAGGUAACGUAAUGUGUAUUGAAAACAAAGAUCAUGUCCAUGAUGUAAAAAUAAAAAGUCCCACUGUAUGUUUACCUCCUGUCCUUGUCCUUCUAUUUUUGUAUGUAUUGUUUAAAUAAUCAGAUGCACAGACCAAAACUGAUAGCCUAAAUACUGUAUAUGAAU